CCCACCUCCCCCGGGCCUGCCCCCUGCGCAAAGCCAGCGGCGGCCGUCGGGCCGCCAGCAGGCGCAGUGCGCGGGCUCGGGUGGUGCGUGAGUGGUGGCGACCGAAGCCAUGGUGGUGGAGAGGGGAAUCGGCGCUCCUGGGACGGGCCUGGGGCUCCGUCUUGGCAACCACAGCGUCAAGCGGCUGGAGACAUUUCUGAUGUGCUCUGCUUCAAAUGUGGGCGCAAGGGCCACUUUCAGAUCAUGUGUGAGUUCGAGCCGUUGUGGUUUGUGUGCAAACAGGAGGGGCACACCUCGAAUCAGUGUCCGGCUCGCUAGGCCAAACCUGAGCUGGUGAUGUAUGGUUUCGGGGUGAAAGGACAAGGCUUUUACCUGCUAGAAGGAGGCGUGGAAGAGGAGAUUCAACUGCCUGCAAAUGCUGCCUCCGUGGUUUUCACAGUAGGAGAAGCUUCUGAAGAAUCCCUCCGCGUGGAUCUGAAUGAUAUGUGGGACUCGGAUUGGGAUUGGCAAGUGACUGAAGUACGCAAGAACUGCUUCUCUGUGGUGUACCCAUCCAAGGAUGUACUGCGGAUGGCCAAGAAAAGUGGUACCAUCACCCUCCCAAUCAGUGAACACAAGGCCGAGGUGGGUGAGCCGUUUAGCGAAGCCCACGCUCUCUCUAACUUCCAGGAAUGGUGGGUGAGAGUGACUGGGAUCCCAGACAAGCUUCGACAGGCCCCGCUUCUGAAAGAGUUCCUGAGGGUCGUGGGCAAGGUUGUGGUUAUUGAUGACCUCUCCAUCGUUCGGCCUGACAUGGGUUGGCUUCGGGGUGCUCCUGUCCGGGCCAAAAAUUGGUGCCGUGACCCGUCCACAAUCAAUGGGCUCUUUGAAAUCUUUCGCGGCUAGCACGGUUUCAUGAUGAGGGUGGAGCGUGAGGUUGGCGCCCUCUUGCCCACCAUUCGCCUCCUCCACCCCCCUCGCCCUCGCACGGAUCAGAUGGAUGAGGACCGAGAUGGAACGGAUGACUCGGCGCCAAGUUUGAACACACAUGACUGGGAUGCGGCGGGCGCUAAAUCAGGGAAAGCAACCGAGGGUGACAAUUCAACGGUGGUGGCUUCCUCAGGAGUGUCAGGGCGCCAACCACCUCUCUGCGUCCCUGAUGUGGUGCUUUAUGAUACCUCAGUGGAACCUAUGCCGGCUGUGCGCCUGCCUCCGGUGGACACGUCGCGUAUGCUGCGACAGGAGAUGGGCGAGACGCCUAUUGGGGUGGACUAGUACGGGUCUAACAUGUCAACGGUCGCUCUGCUCAAGGCUUCUACAAUCGCGGAGGAGGUUCAAGAGGUCUCUCCGGUGCGGGAUCGCGGGGGUUUGCGUCCGGUUGUCUCCGGCAUCACGGCCGCCGACUCCCCCAUCCCUAGCGCUACCUCUUCCCCUCGCUCAGAUACCCCCUGCUCAUCCCCUCCGCUGCGCUCGGCGGCCUUCAUCACGCCUUCUCCAGCAGGGGCUGCCAGGGGGAGAGCUUCGGGAGUGGAUCCAGUGCAGCUGACAGACCGAUUUGAGGGAGAGGACUUCAUUGAAAACCUAAUGCCGGUGGAAGAAUGUGUGGCUGCAUUUGAGGCGAUUCGAGAUGAGGGGGAGCGGCUCCAGACCCCUACGCGACCAAGGACCGAUGCAAAACCCUCCUCCCCAAUGCGCGCGGCUAGGACGAGCACCAGGGUGGUUUCUUCCAAGGCGUCGAAGAUGAUGGAGAAGGCAAUGACCCUUAAGGUCGGCAAGCAUAUUCAAGCUGUGGAAAUUGUUGGCAAGGCCACAGGACAGAGGGCACGUGGAGGAGCUCGUCACAAGAGUGCGGGCAAGGUGCACUGAGCUUCGGAGAGCGACCUAAAAGCGAACACUGACGUUGACGUCUCCAGCUACCUCGACAGCCUUAAUCUCUUUUGCUGCUUAAACGCGCUGCGUCGCGUUAGCUGGCUUUGGCCAUGUAUCCCUUUUUCGUUUCUCCGCUUUACUGUGCUUGAACCUGGUUUGUACUCUAAGGGCCUCAGUUUAAGGCCGGGCAGAUGCCUCCUUUCUAAAAAAAUGGAAUAUCCAUUCUGGCCCGGUAUUCAUCACCUUUUCAACAUCCGGGAUUGACCAACACUUGUCCAUUGCUCGCUAGAGAGACAUAGCCAGGGGGCAUCUACAUAGGGCAUGGAAAGAAUCGAUGUGGUGGUUUAUUAUAUGUAUUUUUUGAAACAAGACAAAAGACUGCCAUUUUCAUUGAUUAAAGAAGAAGAUUUAGACAAAACACGCCAAGCAGGGAAACAAAACAAAUACUCUCGCGACAUUACAAUACUCAAUUGUGUAGCCCCAGCCAAGGCCCAAAGCCUGGCCUCCUCCUUGAUCUUUGAGAUAAUCACCAUCAUCGGGGCACUAAGGUUGCGAACGACUCUAGCAUCCCACGUAACAAAGCAUCAUCAAGGAGGAGAUGGACUUCCAGUGUUGGCCCCUCAUGCUAGCCAUAUCGAUCCACCAGUCCUUACGCAGAGGACGUCGAGCACUCCCCAUUAGCAGGGAAUUUCCAAGUAAUGGUGUCCUAAAUUCCUUGGAUGAGGCAAAUAUGAGUGAACUUUUCCCAAAGGGUGACAAACUCCCGGAUGUGCUCCAUUGACAAGCCUUGGUGAGUGUCAAUCUGUGUCAGGACCCCGAUUCUAAGUCACACCGAUCAAGCAUGUAACACCUCAUAUCACUUUGCGGCCUCAC
Molecule: messenger RNA, 2721 nt
Organism: Aegilops tauschii subsp. strangulata
Lineage: Eukaryota; Viridiplantae; Streptophyta; Magnoliopsida; Poales; Poaceae
Source: RefSeq, a predicted model, not a curated record